GAAAGGUCAAGUAAAGAAUUUCAAAAACGAUAUACCGCAAAUCAAUGACCUUUCGUUUAAUUGGAGGCAUUUAGUGUCCCUUGGGAGCUCGCGCGAGCUGAGCUGGGCACGGGCCUGCAAGAGCCAAGUCAGUGGGCUGUAAGUCGCUAAAGAGACCGUGACAACAUGGAUGCAGACGGAACAUCCAUGCAAGAUUCCUGGAUCGACGUGCCAGAAGGGAAGGAGGAGAAGUCCAGAGGGGACCAGGAUGAGGGCACCGAGGUAGGCAGUCUCACCCACAGUCGCAGUCAGCAGGAGAUGGAGCAGCUCCUGGCCAGUGCAGCCUCAGACGAUGAGGCAGAGGACAGCCCCGUCUCUGUCCCAUCAUUCACCAUACCAGAGCAGCACAUUGAGCAACAUGGUUCACAGCAAGUAUCUGCUAGUGCUAGAUCUGCAGUAGGAGAGACUCCGAGACACGCCUCAUCUGCUGCUGCAUCAGAGUAAGACUGAACCCCCACCCACUCUCCUUUAUAUACCAGUGAUUGACAUACUUCACCCCCUCCCCUACACAACACUCCACAUUACACUCACACAGUGGACUACAUUCAAGCUCUAGACUAAGAGGACUGUCCUGGCUCCUCGAAGGGUUAGCCACGAGACUCAAUAAACAACAAUGCGUCUAUCCACCCCUAUCUAUGUAUAUAGGGGUGUGGCAAACUUGUUGGUCCCGGUUCUGGUACUCACACAUCUGGCACUGUUUGGCUUGGGGUAAGCCAGCGACUCGUACACCAAGUUACCCCCACACUAUUUGCCCCAUCUUUCACCAUGUGUGUGUGUGUGUGUGUGUGACAGUUUCUACAUCGGACGACGGACCAACCUGGUGAAGACGAUGUAAGCAGCCAGCUCCAUGGCGAGUUGUGCUUCUCUCACUUGAUCCGGUAAUCUCACUAGAGCUGAUUCAUUUGCACUAGACAAUGUACUAAUUGCACAUGCUCAAUCAUGGGUGCCUACUUUACCUCAAGGGGCACUUGAAGUUUACAACAAUUUUUUUUCAGUUUUGUAAGUCAACAAUAAUUAUUUCCCGCAAUAAAUAUUAUUGAGAAGGCAAUCUGACACUAUAGACCUUUAUUAAAGUAGACAACUUUAGUGGACGGUGAUGAGUGUUGAAUCUUGUCUCUGAGGGGUUUCUCCAGAUUGGCCACCUGUAUGGAGCUGAAACAUGGCAAUACAUACUAAGCCUAGGACACAAGAUAGCAAUUUCCCUGUGUUACUUAAACCCUUUUGCAGAAUGCAGAGUUUGAAGCAAGAAAAACGGGUAUAUGGCUAAGACAUACGACAUCAUUUAUGUUAUAUUAUUACCUUGUC
Molecule: messenger RNA, 1344 nt
Organism: Geodia barretti
Lineage: Eukaryota; Metazoa; Porifera; Demospongiae; Tetractinellida; Geodiidae
Source: the annotation of a GenBank genome assembly